CGAAGUUUUCGGUCGUGUUCUUAAGACUGGUCUCGCUUCGGUGAAUCUGCCGUCAUGGGUUUAAGGAUGAACCUGAUCUACUGUUCCUUCACUUAGGAUUGCAAGCAUUUGUAGCUGUCAGCGGUACUAAUUUUGAUGGGGGAUGAAGAAGCAAAAGGAAAGUGUCAUCGAUCCCACCUCUGGGUCCGAUGGGGGUCUAGAUCUGAAAUCUGUAAUCCAUCAGCAUUCUCUGUUUUUUGACAAGUUAAUUGAGCUCAUCCCUGCAAAGUUUUACCUGCCCAAUGAUGACAAGGAGAGACCGUGGUUCCAUGGGCUCAGUAAGGCCCAGAAGGAAUCGGCGAAGAAAGAGUCAAGAGAAAACAUUAAGAAAGCCAGAAGAGACCGGCUAGAUCCCCAGAAAUCUUCCGCUACUACUGUUGACUUGUUGAUGCAGAGCUUGGAGAAGGAGAAAGAGGAUUAUGGGAGUGACAGAGAAGAUGCAGUGGAUACCAAGCUUACGGUAUCCGGUAAAGAAGGCAAGGAACGUAAAGUGACAUAUGAAGAGCUCCAGCAACGGCUACGUAACAAAAUUGAACAACUUCGUGCAGCAAGGAUCACUACGAAUCCCGAUAAGAUUAAAAGAAAGACCGAGGAGGUCGAGCGGAAGAAGCGGAAGAGAGAUACUGAAGUAAAACCCUCGACUAGUGAUGGAGGAGAUAGGAAGGUGAACAAGGACAUAGAAGAGGCUUCAAAGGAGCUUGCUUUUAGCCAAGUCAAGCUUGGGAACAAGGAGGAGAGGGCGAAGAAGAGGAAAAAGCUCUCGAAGGAAAAGGAGCUUGAGAGGGCAAGGAAGCUCAAGGAAGUGAAGAAGGAUCCAGUGAAGGGGGAAGUGGUCUCGAAGAAGCACUCAUGGAAGGCGGCAACAAGUAGGGCUGCGGGGAUUAAGGUCCACGAUGACCCAAAGUUACUGAAACAGAGCAUUCAAAAGGAGAAGAAGAGGCACCAGAAGAAUGCUGAGAAGUGGAAGGAGAGGGCCGGGACCCAGCAGAAGGGGAAGGCAGAGAAGCAGCAAAAGAGGUCAGAGCAUAUAGCAGAGAGAGCCCGUGAGAAGAAGCAGCGAAAGAUCGCUAAGCGGGAGAAGAAGCUCUUGAGGCCUGGCUUUGAAGGCCGUAAAGUGGGAUUCAUUAACGAGUCUUUGGCUUCAGCUUAACUUAGGACAUUUAUUAGUCGAAGAUGAAGGUAUGGGGCUUGAAGAUUCUGAAGUUAUGGAUUUGGAUGUUUAACUUGCAAUGCUUAGACUUGUUAUUUGUUUUGGACUUGUGGUGGUGCUCUUCAUUAGAGUCUCUGCACUUGGAAGUUGUAAGGUUAGUCGGUUUUGGACUUCUUAAAUUCGUUGUAUUGUAUGUGGUGGAUUAUGUUCUUAUUAAUGCGAUGUUUGCACUUGUUACUUGCUU
Molecule: messenger RNA, 1433 nt
Organism: Punica granatum (pomegranate)
Lineage: Eukaryota; Viridiplantae; Streptophyta; Magnoliopsida; Myrtales; Lythraceae
Source: RefSeq, a predicted model, not a curated record